AUGUUGACAAGUCGAUCCCUUAGAGACCUCAUGGUCAGGGUCUUUUGCGAAGAACAUCUCACCAGUCUUGGCCUUGCAUUUAUCAUUUUGCCAGUUAUAUACGUCUUUUAUAAUGAGUUCUUGCGCUUCUCUGCCAGAGUGCCAGGCAUAGGCGGCCCCAAGGGCCUCCCCAUCGUUGGCAACCUUUGGGCCAUACGCAAAAACGCCGCAGAACAGUAUCGGCUCUGGGCUGAGAAGCAUGGCCCUGUCUACCAGGUUUCGCUGGGAAACAUCCCCAUAAUCGUUGUCAAUUCGGCCGAGGCCGCCAAGGGCAUCUUCGGUCUGAAUGCCCAGGCUCUGAGCUCACGGCCUGAGUUUUACACCUUUCAUAAACGCCUCACCGGCCUCGCCACGACCAUAGGAACGGCUUCGUACAGUGAUAGCUUGAAGAAGAGAAGAAAGGUGGCUGCUGCCACGCUUAAUCGCCCGGGUACGGCCAAAUACGUGUGGCUCCUCGACAUUGAGAUAAAGCAGGUCAUGGCCGAUCUCCUUGAAGAUGGAAAGGCUGGGGCCAUUGCGAUUGAUCCUAUGACCAUCAUCCAACGACUAAGCCUUUCUGUCACGACGUGCAUCAACUGGGGGGUGAGAAUCCCGACCCGAAAUGCAUUCUUCGACGAGAUCAUCCACAUAGAGGAGAGAAUCAGCAGCUUCCGUAGCACGACCGGCAACCUGCAGGACUACGUACCUUUGCUCCGCUGGAACCCCUUUGAUGGAUCUGCCGCCAGGACUCGCGACACUCGUCGUCGGCAGGACCUGUAUCUUAACCACCUCAACCGGGAGCUGGCGGACAGAAUGGAAAAGGGUACACAAAUGUCAUGUAUCCAAAAGAGCAUCAUCACCGACGAGGGCAAGCAUCUGAACCAGGAAGAGAAGAGCUCAGUCGACUUGACCAUGAUCUCUGGCGGGUUGGACACCUUCCCCACGACCGUAGUCUGGUUGAUUGCACUCCUGGCCAAGCGUCCCGAUAUUCAAGAGCGCGCCUUCAGCGAGAUUCGCAACAUGUAUCCGGAGGAUCAGCCACUCUGCCACCCUGAGGAUGACCAAAAGUGCGUAUAUGUUGCAGCUUUGAUACGGGAGACUCUUAGGAUGUACUCGGUGCUGCGUCUCAACCUGCCGCGGGUCUCCAUCCGGGACAUCACUUACGACGGCGUGACAUACCCGAAAGGGACUACAUUCUUCAUCAAUUCAUAUGCAUGUAAUAUGGACGAGAAAAUCUGGCCAGACGCGCACAUCUUCCGGCCUGAGCGCUGGAUUGAGCAACCCGAUGCGCCCAUGUUCACUUAUGGCAUCGGCUACCGUAUGUGUGCGGGCUUCAUGCUGGCCAAUCGUGAGCUUUACCUUUUGUUCAUGAGAAUAAUCAGCUGCUUCAAGAUUCAAGUUGAUGAAGACAUCGACAUUCAUCCUGUAACGGGGACGGCAAAUCCCAAGAAACUAGUAUCGCAGCCACACAGGUACCGAGCCAAGUUCGUGCCCCGGGAUGCAAAUGUUCUUCGAUAUGCGCUGGACAACUUUGUUCCCACGGAGCCAGAUGCGAAUUUCUGA
Molecule: messenger RNA, 1581 nt
Organism: Penicillium lagena
Lineage: Eukaryota; Fungi; Ascomycota; Eurotiomycetes; Eurotiales; Aspergillaceae
Exons: 3
Coding region: 1-1581 (526 amino acids)
Molecular function (GO): heme binding; oxidoreductase activity, acting on paired donors, with incorporation or reduction of molecular oxygen; iron ion binding
Source: RefSeq, a predicted model, not a curated record